CUGAACCCUGCUAUGCUCACUGCAGUAGCUUCAAUUCUCAAGUCUUUAGGCGAGGAUCCAACUAGGAAGGAAUUAGAAGGGACUCCUGCUAGGUAUACCAAAUGGCUGAUCAACUUCAAGUGUAGUAGCAUUGAGAGGGCGCUGAAUUGUUGGCUUGGGAUUCGGACAAAUGGUGCUUUGAUCACUAAUGAGGGGUUAGGUUUUGAUGAAAAGCUACACUCAGAGCUGAACUUGCCUUUUCUGUCACAGUGUGAGCAUCAUUUGCUUCCAUUUCAUGGUGUUGUUCACAUAGGAUACUUCGUUUCCAAAGGGUUUCAUCCCAUUGAGAAAACCCUUUUGCAGUCAAUAGUGCAUUUUUAUGGUAUUAAGUUGCAGGUUCAAGAAAGACUCACCAAGCAGAUUGCAGAAACUAUUUCCCCACUGAUUGGUGGAAAUGUGAUAGUUGUUGUGGAAGCAAGUCACACAUGCAUGAUUUCUAGAGGAAUUGAGAAAUUUGGAAGUAAUACAGCUACCAUUGCAACAUUGGGAUGCUUUUGUACUGACCUUGGAGCAAGAACCUCAUUCUUGGAGAGUAUUCCAAAUGACAAAUACAUCUCUUUAAGAUAGUUGAUGAUUGUUUAGCUCCAUUCUGAAGGGUUUCUCAAUUGUUCAUUUUUCAUCAUUCUAUGUAUAUUUAAGGUUUCACCAGUAUCGUUGUCGUUGUAAUAUAAUGUCGAUCGUGUUCAGUAUGAUGUGGGAAUAUUAAAAGUCCAGAUAAGAAUUGAA
Molecule: messenger RNA, 765 nt
Organism: Vigna unguiculata (cowpea)
Lineage: Eukaryota; Viridiplantae; Streptophyta; Magnoliopsida; Fabales; Fabaceae
Product: GTP cyclohydrolase 1-like
Source: RefSeq, a predicted model, not a curated record